AAUUUAUACACGUAUAAAGAUGUUUAAGAUUUUGGCUUUGCUAUUAAUUGUUUAGCUCUAUGCCUCUGAUCCUAAUACUUAAAAUGCUGAAUUUGAUGCAUAAGCAUAAUAGCAAUAACAAGCUGAAAUAGAAAAUGAAGGUCAGAAGUAAGUUAAAUGUUAAUUAUAAUAGAGUAAUAGCCAAACUUACAGCAUGUUGGGUCUUAUCAGUUUAGGAGUUAUCAGAAGAAUAGAAAUCAGUGAAUGAAAUAAUUAAGAGUCAAUCUAAUUAGAAUAGGGAAUCUAUUUUUUACAAGAUCUAGACGACUAUGUUGGAAGAAUGUUAUUCAAGGGCUCCUGAUGAAGAGUUAGCAAAUGUGAUGAGAUCUAUUUAGGAUGAUAAUAAGAAUUACAAAUCAUUCAAAUAACAAAUACCAGAUUUCAGCUUUGAAUAAUUUACUAAUGCCUCAUUUGAUUGGACUUUCACAAAAAAUGAUGAAACUUUAAUGAAAUAUAUUAGAGUAAAUUUUGGUUUAACCAAUAUUAGAGAUUUGAAGAAUGGGUGACUACAAAAAACACUGUUAGUAGCCCAGUAUAAUAACCAAAUUAAAAAUAGAGUGUUUUUGCUGAGUUAAAAAAGAAGAUAUCUGAGAUGAGUAAGAAGAGCUAAUCAAAAGAUUCCGAAUCCAAUAAUAAGGAGUAAUUGGACAAAUAUUAAUUUUACUUAUCUAAAUAAUAGGGAAUGAAAGAUCCAAUCAAUUUUUUAUUUGCUGGAAUAGCAAUUUUUUGUUUCUGUUUAGUGUUUUACUUUGGUAAUGAUUUUUUAAUUAUCGAAGUUUAUUCCAAAGUUAAGCAAGCUAACUAAGAUCCCAGACUAGAUAAAAAGAAUAAGAAACAAAAAUCAAAAAAAGAGUGAUUAGAUAUUAAUAUUUUUUUUAAAUGCAAUAAUAUUCGCC
Molecule: messenger RNA, 935 nt
Organism: Paramecium octaurelia
Lineage: Eukaryota; Ciliophora; Oligohymenophorea; Peniculida; Parameciidae
Source: the annotation of a GenBank genome assembly